Gasterosteus aculeatus aculeatus (three-spined stickleback) is the source of this 4350-nucleotide messenger RNA. It is a transcript of the gene adarb1b, whose product is annotated as adenosine deaminase RNA specific B1b. Lineage: Eukaryota; Metazoa; Chordata; Actinopteri; Perciformes; Gasterosteidae. The record is from RefSeq and is a predicted model, not a curated record. Gene Ontology annotation, molecular function: double-stranded RNA adenosine deaminase activity; double-stranded RNA binding; tRNA-specific adenosine deaminase activity. Gene Ontology annotation, biological process: adenosine to inosine editing; RNA processing. Gene Ontology annotation, cellular component: nucleolus; cytoplasm.
ACGAAGGAGACCGCCGACGGCCGGCUGAGAGCACCGCAGUGUGCACGCGACCGUACGGCAGCCCGGUCUCCCGUUCCUCCUCCUGCGACGACGCGCAGCGAAGCCGUCACCUUUGUUUUGAGGCGAAGUGGCGGAGAGGAUCCCGAGGGAUCCGAGGAAACACGAACUUCACGUCGCGGCGCAAACCGCGCGUGGUGGGGAGUCCGGACCGCGAAGGAUUGGCACAUCUAAAGCGUUUUCCCCGUGACUGCUCAGUGGAACGGUCUUUCUUGGAUCACAAACAUCACUGCACAGCCAAAGGUGCAGCGGGGGCGAGGCAGCUCUCGGGUCAGAACAAACCCGCGGCCAUGGAUGUGGAUGAGGAGGAGAAUAUGAGUUCGAGCAGCACCGAUGUUAAGGAAAACCGAAACCUGGACAACGUGUCCGGCAAAGACGGGUUGGGAGUGGCUGAACAGCUCCCCAAUGGAAGCGGCCUGGGCAGUCGAAAGCGCCCCUUGGAAGAGGGAAGCAAUGGGCACACGCACGCCAAGUUCCGCGCCAAGAAGCGCAAGAAAACGCCGGGUCCGGUCCUGCCCAAGAACGCCCUGAUGCAGCUGAACGAAAUCAAGCCGGGCCUCCAGUACAAACUGCUGUCUCAGACGGGACCGGUCCACGCGCCGGUCUUUGUCAUGACUGUGGAGGUCAACGGGCAGAUGUUCGAGGGCAUGGGCCCGACCAAGAAGAAGGCGAAGCUUAACGCGGCGGAGAAAGCGCUGCGCUCCUUUGUGCAGUUCCCCAACGCCUCGGAGGCGCACCUGGCCAUGGGGCGGACGCUGACGGUGAACACGGACUUCACGUCCGACCAAGCGGACUUCCCAGACAUGCUCUUCAACGGCUUCGAAACCCCGGCCGCACCCGAGGAACCCUUCUAUCUAGGCUCCAAUGGUAACGGCUCCCUGAGCUCCCUGGGGGAGUACCCGCUGCCCACGCCGCCCGGCAGCAACCUCGUUCAGGCCCCACUGCCCCCUCCGUCAACGUUCAGCUCGCCGUCCAGCGGCAAAAACCCAGUCAUGAUCCUCAAUGAGCUCAGGCCAGGCCUCAAGUAUGACUUUGUCUCUGAGAGCGGCGAGAGUCACGCCAAGAAUUUUGUGAUGUCAGUAACGGUGGACGCACAGACGUUUGAAGGCUCAGGGCGCAACAAGAAGCUGGCCAAAGCCCGGGCGGCACAGGCGGCGCUCUCGGCUCUCUUCAACAUGCAGCUCGACCAGACGCCGUCCCGGCAACCCAUACCAAGCGAGGGACUGCAGCUACACCUGCCCCAGGUUCUGGCUGAUGCAGUGUCUCGCCUGGUGGUGGAUAAGUUCAGUGAGCUGACAGAAAACUUCACCUCCCCCCACGCACGACGGAAAGUGCUCGCAGGAGUCGUUAUGACGACGGGGACAGAUGUCAAGGAGGCGCAGGUCAUUUGUGUCUCCACAGGGACCAAAUGCAUCAACGGCGAGUACAUGAGCGACCGCGGCCUGGCUCUCAACGACUGCCACGCCGAGAUCAUCGCCCGGCGCUCGCUCAUCCGGUUCCUCUACAGCCAGCUGGAGUUCUUCCUCGGCAAGGAGGACCACCAGAGGUCCAUAUUCGUGCCGUGCGACAAGGGCGGCUACAGGUUAAAGGACAACGUUCAGUUCCACCUCUACAUCAGCACCUCGCCCUGCGGAGACGCCCGGAUCUUCUCCCCUCACGAGGCCGGAGUCGAAGACCAAGGAGACCGGCAUCCCAACCGGAAAGCACGCGGGCAGUUGAGGACCAAAAUUGAGUCUGGGGAGGGCACCAUCCCCGUGAGGUCCAGCAACACCAUCCAGACCUGGGACGGGGUGCUGCAGGGGGAGAGGUUACUCACCAUGUCCUGCAGCGACAAGAUCGCAAGGUGGAACGUGGUGGGCAUCCAGGGCUCUUUGAUGAGCUACUUCACAGAGCCAAUCUACUUCUCCAGCAUCAUCCUUGGCAGCCUUUACCACGCCGACCACCUCUCCAGGGCCAUGUACCAGCGCAUCGCAGAAAUCGAGGACCUGCCCCAGCAGUUUGCUCUCAACAGGCCGCUGCUCAGUGGAAUAAGUAACGCAGAGGCCAGGCAGCCGGGCAAGGCACCCAACUUCAGCGUGAACUGGACGGUGGGCGACGUGGCCCUGGAGGUGAUCAACGCCACCACGGGCAAGGACGACAUGGGCCGCGCCUCGCGCCUCUGCAAGCACGCCCUCUACAGCCGCUGGGUGCGCCUGCACUCCAAGCUGUCCUCCAUCCUGUGGAUCAAGGUGCUGAAGCCCAGCUCGUACCACGACGCCAAGCAGGUGGCCACGGAGUACCACUCUGCCAAGCAGGCGCUCAUCAAGGCCUUCCACAAGGCCGGCCUGGGGGCCUGGGUCAAAAAGCCCAGCGAGCAGGACCAGUUCACCCUCUGCUCCUGAGGGACUCCUGAGCACCACGCCGGCCCCCAACACACACACACACACACACACACACACACACUCCAUCUCUCCCUGAGCCAGGACUGAAAGCAAGAGACCCCCCCGCCCCCCUUCUCUCCCCGUUGAGAACCGGCCCACAGAGGCACUUACCUCCGUCCUGCACUGUGGAAAUAAACGUGCCGCCCACAGCUCACCACUGUCAUUCCUCAGAGGACCUCGGCCUCGCCGCCUCCUCGCUCAUCCUUUUCAUUUGGUUUUAAUGGAUCUGCUGGUUUUCUGUUUUAAAACUGGAAUCCAUGCUUUUAUGCCGUGGAUGUGGAAUUUGAAAUUAUGCAGUUUUUAUCUAUUUUUCGGAUCCACCAGUGUAGCCACUUUAGGGUGAAAUGUAGCCUAAAAACGCUGGACAAAAAAAACGAUAUGUACGGACAAUGGAAAAAUAUGUUUCAGCAUGUUGAAUCGACUGCUUAAAAGAAAGAGAACACCCGAAAGCUCUAAAACAUUUGAACGCGUCAUGUGGUCCGUUCCUUAGACCCCUGCAUUGGAACGUUCUACUGUGGCGCCGUUUGACUCGCUGACUGGUGAGAGCAGGCCAGAGGUCACAGCAGCUCAGCACUCUUUUUUUUUUUACGUCUCCAUCAUUAAUCCGCGCACACGAUCUGUAAGUUAUUUUAAGGCACUCUCAUUUCAUACUUGAACAGUGAGGGAGGCGAAAGCAUUGCAGCGUACUCCUCCCGCCCCUCCCGCCCCUCCCCCCCUCGCCCGGGUCUCUGGACAAGCUUUGGGAGGUGCUGCACGUUGAAUCUUUUCCUCGAUCCAUGGCUUUGCAUGGGAACUGAACUGGGAGGCGCGCAGAGCAGGAGAAAAAAAAAAGAGCCCCGCGCUGCCAUCACUGAAUGAUUUUAGAAUGAUUGCCAGCAUCUUCCUCCACAGGCAGCUUUGAAUCUUUGUCUCUAUUUUGUAAAUGUGUUGUAAUUGUUUGUUGUUUUGAUUGUUUUGGGGCAGGAGGGGGGGGGGGGGGAUUUGUUUUGUUUGUCUUUCUUAAGAUCGGGCAUUUGAGGAUGUGGGAAGCUACUGUAGUGAAACUAGUGAUGAGCCGACCUCCUGGGAUCGGUUAACUGUGUCACCUUUGUGGUUGAACCUUUAAUGGAACAUUAACGCUGUGUGGAGCCGCAGAUACUCGCAAACACGCCGUAAUCCCACCACGUCAACGCACACGGCAGACACGCGCGUUGCAUGCUAAUGCGUCGGCUAAGACCUCCGGCAACGGGUUACAACCAAAAUGUAUCACGGUGUGAUGUCAUUUCCUCUCUUCUACAUCUCCAGCAACACCUCUGUGAUCUCACGUUUACACCCUGAGCGCGUCGAUGUGUGAAGUGUUUUACAGUUUGUAAAUGACGAAAUAUUUACCAAGUAACAGUCAAUUCCUUUUCCCAGCUGUAGGAAGUGUGUGUGUGUGUGUGUGUGUGUGUGUGUGUGUGUCCUUCAGCAUACUCCACCAAAGAUGAUGUCCAUGUGUGUUUCUGCCCCACUAUUCUAGCUUCUUCCUAUUUUUUUGUUUUAAACUAUUUCUUUUGUUUUUUUUGUAUAUUCACUGAAUAAUGUAGUGAUUGCUACAAAAACUGUUUAUUCUAAUCCAUAUGGGGGAAAUUUCAAAUGUCAGUUCUUCUUCAGUGGAUCUGUAGCCGUCAGUGGACACGUGUGUAUUGUGGGCGGCGAUUGCUAUUGCUGCCUUACAGCAAAUUCUCUGUAUAUAAGGAACUACAAAAAUCUGUUCAUCCCAUCCUAGAAAAGUGACUGAAGAGGUAGAAGUGGUUCUCCGUGAGUCACCGGGCACCGUAAAGCAUGGCACCAACACUGCCGGGGUUUUAACAGGCUUCAUCCCCAUUGUAGCCACCAAUGUUCGAAAAGAAAC